Molecule: messenger RNA, 2193 nt
Organism: Drosophila santomea
Lineage: Eukaryota; Metazoa; Arthropoda; Insecta; Diptera; Drosophilidae
Product: acidic phospholipase A2 PA4
Exons: 3
Coding region: 306-1343 (345 amino acids)
Biological process (GO): phospholipid metabolic process; arachidonate secretion
Source: RefSeq, a predicted model, not a curated record
ACAGCGCUCGACGCGCCAGAAUCAAGUUCAGUUGCGCCGCAAACGCGUCGCGGAAAUGUUUCGCUGCUUCAGCUGCUGCUGCCACCGUCCGCAAGAAAUCGAAUUCGAAAUCGAAACCGAAACUGAAACGGAACCCGAAAUUGAGUUUUCAUUUAAAAUUUAAAGCCAUUUAAACGUCCCUUUUUGAAUUGCGCAUCCUUGGCAACCGUUAAAGAAACGCAUUAAAAACCCGAUACAACGAAUCGGGAAUCCAAACCGCUUGAUAGUUUUACUUUCCUCUCUCCCUAAAGUUCUCAGUUGGCGUCAUGAGGGAACCGCUGCCCGCGGCGCUGCUGACGGCGAUCCUGCUCCUGUGGCUCGGCUCGGCGGUGCCACCGACCACUGGAUCUGCGGUGCUCAUAUCCGACAUGACCAUGAGCGUGAUGGUGGAGCUCUCCUCGCGACAUCCCUUCUGCAAGAUGCACACCGAUCGUGGGGAUAUCCAGCGCAUGUUGCUGCAAUCGGAUCCGCGCCGCAUACGCCAGGUGCCGCGGGAGUCGGUGAUGGAGCUGGAGGAGGUGUGCCGCCGGCAGGGAUCGUAUGGCCACGAGUUUCGCGGCGGCCUGGGCUUCAUCUAUCCGGGCACCAAGUGGUGCGGACCGGGCACGGCGGCCACCAGCUACGAGGAUCUGGGCGCGCAUGCACGCGAGGAUCGCUGCUGUCGCGAGCACGACAUGUGUCCGGAUGUGCUCAAUGUGGGCGAGUGCAGGCGGGGAUUGUGCAAUCGCGGCACAUUCACCAGGAGCCACUGCGAUUGUGAUGCAAGAUUCAGGCGUUGCCUGCAGGCGGCGAACACGGAGACGGCCAAUACGCUGGGCGCCAUCUUCUACAAUGUGGUGCAGGUGACGUGCUUCCAGGAGCGGAGUCCCUGCUCGGCACACCAGAGGUUCGAGGACUACUACUACCGCACCGAUCACUGUCCGGCGGAAUACCGGCAGGCGGAUCUCUAUGUCCCGCCGCACGCGGACAAUCUGAUAGCCAAGAUCCUGGCCCAUCCGCAGGGCCGGGCCCUGGCCGCUCCAGCCUGGUCGCUGCCCGCCAAGUCGACGGCGCGCCGCUGGGGCGUCAAGUUGGCUAGCGUUGGCUUGGCGGCGGUGAAUAUCCUGCGCGAGGUGGUGCAGCGACCGCGUCUCCUCUGGGACAGCCUGCAGGUGCCAGUAGCCAGGGAGCUGCCCCCUCCAUCGCCGCCACAAAGGUAUCAGGAUGCGGGCUACCACUACGAGCGACCCGGACCCGGCGCCACCUACGGAUAUGGCCCAUACAGUGGUCGCGGCUACGGGGGCUUCGACACUCCAUGGAGCUAGUUGGAGCGCUGCUGCGAAUGCCCCCGAAGACUGUUCCGCGCGGUGGGUGGUUGGGUGGCGUCCAAUGGUGAUGGGGAAUAGUUGUUCCUGUGGGCGAGUAAUCCAAAGUGUGUCCUAUAGUCGUAGCAACUCAUGCAGCAUACUAGAUUAGUUCCUGGCGGGAUUACAUGUGCAGUAUAUCAACUUGAAGUGCCAAGGGAAAAAAGGCAACAAGUACACUUUAACAGAAGAAGAAACCUUUGUUUCCUCCUGUUUGAUAUUCCGCGAAAGUUUCAUUCUCAUAGGUACUUGAUAUUCUGGAAAAGUUCCAUUAUCACAUUCUCAGAGCAUUACCAUCUGAAUGUGGGAAGCGAAUGUGUGAAAAUUUAAUGCUUUAAAUGGGUUUUAUUGUGUAAGUUGCCCUUUGUGAGUCAUUAGGCUGUACAGUGUUAGUUCUUAAGGCAGCGAAAGUGGCAGGCAUUUAAGCAGGAUUUACUGUAGUCAUGAACAUAUUUUUAUAGCAUUCCAAAGUCAAGCAAUAACCAUAAGCCAGUGAAGAUUACUCUGCCAGCAGGAUAACUAUUCGCUAGGCCAAACACCUUGAGUUGCACACCUGCUCCUCCGUUUAGUAUUAGUAGUCAUAAGUUGUCCUAAUCCUAGCCACUUACUGUAGUUUGUAGUAUGUAUCUAUCUGCAUGUGUGAUUGCCAUUCACGUUCUGCAUGUACCGUGUUCAAUAGUUCACUAGUUGAUUAGUUAACCAGGUGACCAGUUGCUCACCAUGGACAGUGUUUGCUGUGGAAAUAAACCUCACUGAGAAUCGCAUGCCUGCGCUCUUCCUUUCCAUUCCUUUCCUUUUCCGGUGAAUGAAU